Molecule: messenger RNA, 1571 nt
Organism: Anolis sagrei ordinatus
Lineage: Eukaryota; Metazoa; Chordata; Lepidosauria; Squamata; Anolidae
Product: reticulon-4 receptor-like 2
Cellular component (GO): extracellular matrix
Molecular function (GO): protein binding
Source: RefSeq, a predicted model, not a curated record
CCUCUGAAAGCAAUCCAGUCCUUUGGGAAAGACUCAUCAGCAACUGAAUGAUAGAGAAGAAGACCUGAUCAGUGCAGGAAAAUGGGUGAAAGAAGAGAGAACUUCCUGCUGGGAUCACAACCCAGUGCAGAAGGAGCUGACAACGAUCUCUUCUGAGGAACGCUAGCACUGUGAUCUCGGUUCCCUCCUGACCAGUUUGCUCUCAGGAGUCUGCAAGCGCGUAGCAAAAGUCAUCUCCUCUCAGCAUCAGGGCCCAAGGGAUAUGUCGUCGGCAUCCUUGUGUGCGCUAGUUCUCUUUUUCUUGCCGGUUCUUGCAACCCACGCUUCCAAGGCCUGCCCCCAGGGAUGCUUCUGCUAUGAAUCCUCCAGUUUUGUGGACUGCCAUGGUCGGCAUCUGUCCCACAUUCCCCAUGCUAUCCCACAUAACACAUGGAUGUUGGACCUGAGGCACAACAACUUGAGUGGUCUUGAGGGAGGCUGCUUCGACGCUCUGUGGUCCAUGAAGAUCCUCCUCCUGUCCCACAAUUCUCUCACCCGCAUUUGGCCCAGAGCCUUCAAGUCCCUGAACUUCCUAGAGAAGAUGGACCUCAGCCACAAUCGACUUGCCCGCCUGCCACAUGACUUCUCAGAUGACUUGACGUCCCUCAAGGACCUCAAAGUGGCUCACAAUUAUUUGGUAGCUUUGGGUUUCGAAAGCCUUCAGUUUCUGGAGAACUUGGAGAAGUUGGAUCUCAGCUACAAUCGAGUGACGUCCAUUGAGAGGGGGACUUUCCGAGGCCUGUCCAGACUCCGCCACCUCUACCUCCAGUCCAACCGACUUGCGGUGGUCCACAAUGGCUUCUUUUUCAUGCUCCAAAACCUGGAAGUCCUUUUGCUUAGCAACAACAACAUCAGUUCUAUUGAGGUGCAGGCAUUCACCUCAUUGCACAAUAUGAAUCUUCUGGGAUUGACAGGCAACCAGCUCAUCCACCUCAAAUUCAAGACUUUUCUGAAUAUCCAGACCAUCAGCACCCACAUCCAGCUUGCAGGCAACCAGUGGGCCUGCGACUGUGACCUCCAGCGGGUAUUUGGCAAGAUCAUGAGCGUCCGACAUCUCCAUGUGGAUGACUAUGAGAAUAUCACUUGUGCUAGCCCCUGGCAACUUGCUGGUUCCCUCCUCAUUUCGGUGGACAACCAGUUGUGUGUGGCAGAGACAGCCACUGUCCUUGUGAUCACUGUCACGGUCCUCGUGACAGUGAUUGCUGCCAUCGUAAUGGCAGAAAGGAACCGGAAGAAGAACCAGGAGAAGAACUGGAAUGAGUCGGAAGGUCCUUUUGACCCACAGGAGAAAUGAACCAGAGAAGUAGGGUGGGUGAGGGGUGGGAGGGGUAGUUAAAUUAUUUUCAUAUGGACUUUUGGGCUUUCUGCUUUGCUGUGAUCCAUAACCGUUGGUCUUUUGGGACCAUAUUUUUCCAAUUGCUCCAGGCAAAAGUGUGCGUUUGCUGGGGGAUUCUGGGAGCAUAAAUGACUACUGGGCUGGAUAGUCUGCCUCAGCCUUCCCCAACAUGGUACCGCCCACAUUGUUUUUGUUU